Messenger RNA from Calliphora vicina (urban bluebottle blowfly), 1905 nucleotides. RefSeq lists its product as uncharacterized. Bases 1 to 1893 code for a protein of 630 amino acids. NCBI's taxonomy places the organism in Eukaryota, Metazoa, Arthropoda, Insecta, Diptera, Calliphoridae. The transcript has 2 exons. The record is from RefSeq and is a predicted model, not a curated record.
AUGGUAAACAAUUUAGCAAAAUUACUGAUUCUUGGAUUCGCCUUUGUGGCAUUAGCAUGCGCGCAAUAUGCUCCUAGUUCGGAGUACCUACCUCCUAUUCAGGAAGUAAGUCAGUCUCUAGAAUUAGAUUCACUUUCGAAUGAAUACUUAGCACCUGCUGUAGGAGAAGAAACUGUCUUAGCUGGUGAUGGUUACCGUUACAAAACUGUCCGUCGUCAUCGUCAACGAAGACGCCGUGACGUAAGCGAAUUGACCCAAUACUUGCCUCCCACCCAAGAAGUUGCAUUCGAAGUAGCUGCCCCUUCCAAUGAAUAUUUGGCACCUGCUGUUGAAGAACAACAAACCGUAUUGGCUGAUGAUGGUUACCGUUACAAGACCGUCCGUCGUCAACGUAAACGUCGUGAUGUCAGCGAAUUGACCCAAUACUUGCCUCCCACCCAAGAAGUUGCAUUCGAAGUCGCUGCCCCUUCCAAUGAAUAUUUGGCUCCUGCUGUUGAAGAACAACAAACUGUAUUGGCUGAUGAUGGUUACCGUUACAAGACCGUCCGUCGUCAACGUAAACGUCGUGAUGUCAACGAAUUGACCCAAUACUUGCCUCCCACUCAAGAAGUUGCAUUCGAAGUUGCUGCUCCUUCCAAGGAAUACUUGGCUCCUGCUGUUGAAGAACAACAAACCGUAUUGGCUGAUGAUGGCUACCGUUACAAGACCGUCCGUCGUCAACGUAAACGUCGUGAUGUCAACGAAUUGACCCAAUACUUGCCUCCCACCCAAGAAGUUGCAUUCGAAGUAGCUGCUCCUUCCAAUGAAUAUUUGGCUCCUGCUGUUGAAGAACAACAAACCGUAUUGGCUGAUGAUGGUUACCGUUACAAGACCGUGCGUCGUCAACGUAAACGUCGUGAUGUCAACGAAUUGACCCAAUACUUGCCUCCUACCCAAGAAGUUGCAUUCGAAGUUGCUGCUCCUUCCAACGAAUACUUGGCUCCUGCUGUUGAAGAACAACAAACCGUAUUGGCUGAUGAUGGUUACCGUUACAAGACCGUCCGUCGUCAACGUAAACGUCGUGAUGUCAACGAAUUGACCCAAUACUUGCCUCCCACCCAAGAAGUUGCAUUCGAAGUAGCUGCCCCUUCCAAUGAAUAUUUGGCUCCUGCUGUUGAAGAACAACAAACUGUAUUGGCUGAUGAUGGUUACCGUUACAAGACCGUCCGUCGUCAACGUAAACGUCGUGAUGUCAACGAAUUGACCCAAUACUUGCCUCCUACCCAAGAAGUUGCAUUCGAAGUUGCUGCUCCUUCCAACGAAUACUUGGCUCCUGCUGUUGAAGAACAACAAACCGUAUUGGCUGAUGAUGGUUACCGUUACAAGACCGUCCGUCGUCAACGUAAACGUCGUGAUGUCAACGAAUUGACCCAAUACUUGCCUCCCACCCAAGAAGUUGCAUUCGAAGUAGCUGCCCCUUCCAAUGAAUAUUUGGCUCCUGCUGUUGAAGAACAACAAACUGUAUUGGCUGAUGAUGGUUACCGUUACAAGACCGUCCGUCGUCAACGUAAACGUCGUGAUGUCAACGAAUUGACCCAAUACUUGCCUCCUACCCAAGAAGUUGCAUUCGAAGUUGCUGCUCCUUCCAACGAAUACUUAGCUCCUGCUGUUGAAGAACAACAAACCGUAUUGGCUGAUGAUGGUUACCGUUACAAGACCGUCCGUCGUCAACGUAAACGUCGUGAUGUCAACGAAUUGACCCAAUACUUGCCUCCUACCCAAGAAGUUGCAUUCGAAGUUGCCGCUCCUUCCAACGAAUACUUGGCUCCCGCUGUUGAGCAACAGGAAACUCUUUUGGCCAAUGAUGGCUACCGUUACAAGACUGUCAAGAAAUUCAAAGUUCAUCGUCAUUAAAUUACAUACACA